AUGGCGGAAAGCUCCCCGCCUAGGGACUCAAAGAAGGGGAAGGCUAUAGUCCUCCGGGAGGAGCCCCGGGUGGAACCUGAUGAGCAAAUGUCCUUCUCUUUAAGGUUUGAUGGAUUAUCGAAUGGGUCCAUCACUUGUUUCCAUGAUUUUAAAACUGUCUUCCUGCGCCACUUCGCCGGCAGUCAGAAGUACCAGAAGAUAGACCACUGUCUCUUUGCCCUCAAGCAAGGGGCAGCCAAACCCUUGCGAAGUUAUAUUAAGCGCUUCAACCAGGUGGCCCAGGACGUCCCCUCUGCUACAUAUGAAAUACUGAUAAGCGCCUUCUCUCAUAGAUUAGUAGAGGGGGAGUUCUUCCUAGAUCUCAUCCGAGACUCCAUGAAGAAUUUCAAUGAGAUGCUUGGAAAGACCGCCAACUAUAUCAACGUGGAAGAGGUUUAG
Molecule: messenger RNA, 438 nt
Organism: Zingiber officinale
Lineage: Eukaryota; Viridiplantae; Streptophyta; Magnoliopsida; Zingiberales; Zingiberaceae
Exons: 2
Coding region: 1-438 (145 amino acids)
Source: RefSeq, a predicted model, not a curated record